AUGAAACUUAAAAAAAAAACCCCAAAAAAUACCAAACAUGCCAAACAUGCCAAACAUACUAAAAAAAACUAUGGAAAUGCCAAACAUACCAAAAAGAACUAUGAAAAAGGAAGUAUCAGUAAACGUAGCUACAAAACUGGAAGCAAAGCAAAUAACAAACUUGAUAAAAAACGUAUAAACAAAUUAAAUAAAAAUUCUGAACCAAAUUCAAAAAAAAAAUAUUCUUGGCUAUUUGAUAAAACUGCAAAAAAAAACGAAAAAAAAAGCGGAAAAAAAAACGGAAAAAAAAGUGACAGUGAUGAAGAUGUAGAAAAAAGUGACAGUGGCAGUGGCAGUGGCAGUGAUAGUGGUGGUGGGGAACCAAAAAAAGAAACAAAAAAAAAAUUCGUUUUAUAUAAAAAUCGAAAAAAAAAGGGAAAAGUUGUUUUAAGUUGUUUUCAAAAUCUAGGGCUAAGCAAACAAAUGUGUAAAAGUAUAAGCGCUAAUUUAAAAUAUAAUAGACCAACAAAUAUUCAAAAAUUAUGCAUUCCUAAAAUUUUAAAUAAAAAAGAUGUUAUUUGCGUUAGUGAAACAGGAUCUGGAAAAUCAUUAGUUUAUUUAAGCACAUUAAUAGAUAUAUUAAAAGAUCAUAAUAAAUUUUUUGGAAUUAGGGGUUUAGUAAUAUUACCAACAAAAGAGCUAGUUAUUCAAAUAUAUAAAUUAGCAAAAAAAAUAUGCACAAAUUAUUUUAAUUUAAAAAUAAAUAUAAUAAUAGGAGGAAUAAGCUUAUGCAAACAAUUUGAAAUUCUAAAAGAAAAUAUAGAUAUUCUUAUAUGUACGCCUGGAAGAUUUUCAUAUAUACUUGAUGAAACAAAACUAAAUUUGGAAAAAGUUGAAAUAAUUGUUAUUGAUGAAGCAGAUAGAUUAUUAGAAUUAAAUUAUUAUAAUGAUAUGAAUAAUAUAUAUAAAUGUAUAGGAAAUAAAAAUUUGAAUAAACAAACAAUAUUAGUUAGUGCAACUUUACCAACAAAUGUUGAAAAUUAUUUUAAAUUAAAACUAAAUAAUCCUGAAAUUGUUUUUAUUAAUUCAGAUCAUAAUAUAAGUUCACAAGUUAAUUUACAUUUUUUAUUUUGUAGAUCAUAUGAAAAAUAUGCUAUACUUAUUAAAUUAAUUUUAUUAUUUAAAAAACAAAAAUUAGGAAAAACUAUUAUUUUUUUUUGCACAAAAUAUCAUAUCUUAUUUUUUAGUAAAAUUCUUAAUUUUCUAAAAAUUAAACAUUCAAUCUUAUAUGGAAAUUCAGAUACAUCCUUUAGGUUUAACCAAAUUAAUAAUUUUACAAAAAAUGAAGAUAUACAAUUUCUUUUAGUUACAGAUUUGGCAUCUAGAGGUAUUAAUAUUACAUCUGUUCAAAAUGUUAUUAAUUAUAAUCUUCCAUUUUCUCCAAAAAUAUUUUUACAUAGAAUCGGUAGAGCAUGUAGAGUUGAUAACCAAUCAGGCUAUGGGGUUUCUAUCGUUACAUAUCAAGACAUUUUAUAUGCAUAUGAAAUAUGUUUUUUUAUUGGAAAAAAAUUAAAGUUUAUAAAAAAAGACGCAUCUAAUUCGUUUCCACGCCUGGGGGCGGAGCCGGAUCAAAAUUUGGAGAAAAAUUUGGAGAAAAAUUUGGACAAAAAUUUGGACCAAAAUUUGGAGAAAGAUAUGGAGAAAAAAUUGGACCAAAAGUUGGACGCCGAUACAAACACAUUAAAGGCAGAAAUGGAGGCGACUAAAAACGGAAAAAAAAAUAGUGUAUACUUAGGAGCAAUACAUAAUAUAAGCGACCAUUUAGAACUUAUAGAUCAUGUUAAAAAAAUAGAUAGCGAAUUAAUAACACUAAACAAAAGUAUAGAAAUGUCAUAUAAAUUAUAUUAUUCUAUGCGUCCAAAAGUAUCAAAAUAUUCAAGUACCAAAUUUAUAAAAAAAAUUAAAAAAAUUGGAGGUAUAUACAAGUUAUGUUUGCUUACCCACCCAAACCCCAUUUAUGAUGCAUCGGAAAAGGAGGAAGCAAACGAGGAAGAAGCGGAAAAGGGUGAAGCGGAAAAGGGUGAAGCGGAAAAGGGCGAAGCGAAGAAGGGCGAGACAAAAAAUAAGAAUGACCAAGUUAUGAACGAAAUAGAUAACGUUUUUGAAAAUUUAACAAACUAUUUAAAAAAUAAUGCAAAUUCUCAAAAAAGUGAACAAAAUAUAAGCGAUUCGGGCAAUUCGGAUCGUAUUAACACAAGCCCUGAAAAUCAAUUAACCAAUGAAUCUAACUUAGAAGCAUACGUAGACGCAAAUAUGAACCAACAAACUUCUCAAGACUUUCCACAAAAUUAUGUAGAAUCUUUUUUACAUGAAUUUCAAUACAAAAGUAAUACCAAAUUAAAAAAUAUAUCAGAAGAAAUUAAAGAAAAACUUAAUAGAUUAAAAGAAAAAAUAAAAAAAAAUAAAAACAUAAAAAAUAAUUACAUGUCAAACGAUAUUAAUGGUCUAUUAGAAACAAUAACACUUGGACUUAAUAAUGAAGAAAUUCAAAAGUGGGAAAAUGAAGAAUUAGAAUAUAAUAACAAUUUUGAUAAAACAAAUAUGUUAGAUGAAAAAAAAAAAAAAAAAUUAAGCAAAAGAGCUCAAAAAAAAUUAGAAAAAAAAAAUACAAACCAACUUGAUGAUAUACAAAAAAAAAAAGACAUAUCUUUAGAUGAAAUAUUAAAAAAAAUAAAUGAUAAAAAAAUGAAAAGAGAUUCUAAUAAUAAACUAUUAGAAUUAAAUGCCCCUGGUUUUGAUUUACCUCCAGAUGAAGAAGAAGAACUAAAUAAACAACGUUUUGUUAAAAAACAAAUUUGGGAUAAAAGAAAAAAUAAAUUUGUAUUAACAGAAAUUGAUCAAUUCCAAGAUAAAAAAAUAAAUAAAAAAAUAGAUCCCAAAUCAACAUCUGAUAAAAAUACAACUAGUAUAUAUCAAAAAUGGGUAAAGCGAACAAAAAAUAGAAUCAAAAAUGUUGGAGAAUUAGAAGAUAAUUAUGAUAAUAAAAAACGAAAUAAAAUUAAAGAAAUAUAUAUAGAAAAUCAAAAAAAUUAUGAAGAAGAUGUGAAACAAACAAAUCUUAAAGUACUAAAGGAAACACAUCCUGAAAUAACUGAAGCAUUAUCUAAAAAUAUAAAAUUAACAAAAAAACAACAAAGAAUAUAUAAAAAAUAUAUUACUGGAAAAUAUAAUAAUCAAGAUACCAAUGAAUUAAAAACUUUAAAUCAAAUUCAACACGAUAAAAAAAUACAAUUAAAAAAAAGACUCAAAACAGAUCGAAAUUUUAGGGCAAAAUAUUCUCAAAUGAUGAAAAAAAAACAUCAACGCAAACUCGAGGAAAUGAAAAAUUUGAAAAGUGCCCGAUCGAGAUCUUUGGCCAUUGUUAGAAAGAAGAUCAAGAAAUAA
Molecule: messenger RNA, 3423 nt
Organism: Plasmodium yoelii
Lineage: Eukaryota; Apicomplexa; Aconoidasida; Haemosporida; Plasmodiidae
Product: ATP-dependent RNA helicase
Exons: 1
Coding region: 1-3423 (1140 amino acids)
Molecular function (GO): nucleic acid binding; RNA helicase activity; ATP binding
Source: RefSeq, a predicted model, not a curated record